AAAAUAAUCGGAGAUAUUUCUCAUGUGAGUAUUUUUUCUACAGUUAAAAAAUUUUGCUUCUUAUCAUUUUUAUAUCUUACUAAUUUAUAUUUAUUUUUAUCUAUUAAAAAAUGUCAUUUUCAGUUUACUGAAUAAUUCAACUUUUUGGAUAGCAGACUUUGAACUAUUUUUUGUUUUUGUAAUUUACAAUAUGCCAACUUUACGAAAGUAUUUUGGUUUAAGUCACACAUACUGUUGUUUCAAAGUUAUAAAUUUUUAUAUGAAAAAUUGCAUUUCUUUGAUCUUGUUACAAUACUUAAUUGAUCUGUUACAAUAAGUUAUAAUAUUUAUAUGUAUUUUUUUAAAUAAUAAUUAUACAAAUACUUUCUACAAAUGUUAAAGUAUAUGUGAGAAUCUUAAUAAUUUUUACAUACUUGUAAAAUAAAAAUUAAUAAAAUUAAUAAUGAAAUCGAUAAUCGAAUCUAUCAAAAUGUUGUCAUCGCUUUUUCAUGACGCUGAUCGAUUCUUUCGAAAAGAGUGCUGUAUGGAAUAUAAUAUAUGAAUAAAAAUGAUUUUUGGAAUGUAAAUGAUAUUCCAGUUUAUUUAUGCAAAAAAAUAGAUAAUUAUUUUCGAGAUAACUCAAAUAAAACAAUAAGAGCGUUGCAAGCGUCAAAAGAAACACACCGCAUUAAUUAAUCAAAAGCGUAUCGCAACAGAUUGCUUUUUGUUCCAAAAUGGUCGAGUCCUUGUCUUUCGGAAUAUAACGGAAGCAGAAAAGAAUUAAUGAGACAAUUUGUUUAUAAACUCGUUUUUUAAGAGAACAAAUUUUGCUAUGGCUUUUGGACUGACACAAUGGUUAAUAUCAUUUACGAUAUUUCUGGCAGUUCUAAUAAUUAUUACUUGGUCCGCGAUACACUUGAGCAAAAAGAGUCAAAACUCUACAGAUAUCAGUCUGAGAUUUCUUGACGUGGAUUAUCCAAUUGAAUGGAAGAAUAAAUCGUUUCAUUCUACAAUUGUGAAUACAUCGACGUCGCGAGUGAUAGAGAGUACCGAUGGCUCGACAUUAUUUGCAAAUGAUCAAGGCUCUGAGAUAACAGACAGCUCGGAAUUUUACAAAAUAUUGCAAACCUUCUAUUCUACCAAGAGUAGCGCUUUUCAUAACGUAAAUAAUACUGCAACAAAAGCAUUUGCAUCUUCUGCAGCCGGAAACGAUUCAACGUGGAAUAAUGACACUACAAUUAUGCUAUCUAAUACGUCUGAAAAGAUUUUCGUAUUAAAUGACCAUCAACACAUUAACGAGAAAGUUAUGUUAUCAAAUCAUAUUUCACAAACGGUACAUUCAACGCAUUUAACACAUGAAGAAAAAUUAUCCAACAUAAAUAAAUCGUCAGAAUCAGAUUUGAGUCAAUCUAUCGGAACGGAGCACACCGAAUUUCCCCGGGAUGAAAGAAACGGAAUAUCGUAUAGUCUAUAGCUUUUUUAAUUACACGAGCAUUUUCUGACGCUGAACAAUCAAAUAUAACAGAACAGACAAAAUCAAUACACGUUAUGUAAAAUGGAAGCUUUAAUAACAUGUUGACAAAAACUCCUACAAAGUAACGUGCUAUCAAUUAUAUUGCAGUAUACUUAAAUACGUUCGUUAGUAUUCUGUACAUUUAUUAUUAUUAUAUAUUGCUAGAAAUAGAUGCAAUAAAUUGCAAUAUAUUAUUUAUACGAUUUUAUGAUUACAUAGACAAUAAAAUGUUGAUGGCUUUCAUGAUUCUUAAGAGUCAUAAAAUUGAAGUUUUAUACGAAAAUUUUAGUUUUUUAAAAUAAGUUUCAUAUUAUUAACAUGUUUUUAAUAAUUUUAUGUAUAAA
Messenger RNA from Monomorium pharaonis (pharaoh ant), 1836 nucleotides. RefSeq lists its product as uncharacterized. Bases 812 to 1453 code for a protein of 213 amino acids. NCBI's taxonomy places the organism in Eukaryota, Metazoa, Arthropoda, Insecta, Hymenoptera, Formicidae. The transcript has 3 exons. The record is from RefSeq and is a predicted model, not a curated record.